AUGCGAAAUGUUGAAGACAACAAAGCGGCAAAUUAUGGAGAAGCCCAAAUUCAUUCCGAUGAUCCUGAAGAUAGCGUUCUGACACAUAGCACGUCAGCAUUUUUUACUGGAACGUUUGGAAUGUGGAACAUCUACGUCUUACUGCUUCUCGCCAUGUACGCUCCUUCACACAAAUGCUACUCUGGCGUAACAGAGUUGGUUGACGAGAAUGAGGGUUUAAUGGAUGGGACAUACGAGGCGAACCCGAUGACUACGUUUUUGAAGCCAGCCACAGACUAG
Haemonchus placei is the source of this 279-nucleotide messenger RNA. Lineage: Eukaryota; Metazoa; Nematoda; Chromadorea; Rhabditida; Trichostrongylidae. The record is from the annotation of a GenBank genome assembly.